AUGUAUCCACCAUUUGAACCAUUUCCAUAUUUUAUUUACCAUUUAAAUUAUUCAACAUCUACCGAUACAUUAAAUCAAAUCGUUCAAAUGGCAGCAACAUCAGAAAUAUUCAUAUUGGAUACUGAAUCAGUGAAUGUUUAUCAAACAACAAACAAGCCCGUAUUGAUUCAAAUCCAAAUACUCUUUCCACACAAUUUGUCAGCCGUUUUAAUUUUUGAAAUGUGUAAUUUACCACCAGACCAUUCAUUUCAAUUCCAUUUAAUGAAAACAUUUUUUCAAAAAUUACUUGACAACACCAAAACAAUAUAUAUUUGGGAUGCAGUUGUAUUUCAAUUAAAUGAAUGGUUAGACAAACGACAAUCAAGAUCGUCAUUUGAUAUUGGGCUUGAUACUAAUCUUUUUCAUAUGAACGAACUUGAAAAACAAUAUCGAAAUCAAUUAACUCGAUAUGCCGUUGAUGAUUGUCUUUCCAUGCAACGAAUAUUAAUUAACUUAAAUUUAAUUAAACCAAAUCAUAUUAUUCAAGCAACAACUAUAUCACAUGUACAACUAUCUGGCAUUGAAAUUCGAUAUCAAUCAUCUGAUGAAGAUGAAUCACCUCCAACUCAACCAAUAUCAUCACAAUCGAAUCGAAUUGUCCUUAUAGAUGAAUCAUCAUCAGAACCAAUUGCACGUAACAUCAAAACGAAACCAAAAUAA
Molecule: messenger RNA, 699 nt
Organism: Rotaria sp. Silwood2
Lineage: Eukaryota; Metazoa; Rotifera; Eurotatoria; Philodinida; Philodinidae
Source: the annotation of a GenBank genome assembly